AUGGAGCUAACAGGUAAUAUUUUCGACUCAGAAUCUACUACAUCAAUAGCACAUUGCAUUUCCGCUGAUUUUAAUAUGUCUCGAGGUAUCGCCCUUCAAAUGAGACGGAAAUUCGGGCAGGUGGACCAAUUGCGGAAAGAACAAAAAUCAGUUACUGAUGUAGCCGUUAUUCAGUCAGAACAACGAACAAUAUUUUAUUUAUUAACAAAAGAGCAUCACUGGCAAAAGUCGACGUAUCAAGCAAUCUAUAGUUGUUUACAGAAACUUAAAGAAUUGUGUAUGCAAUUAAAAAUAACCAGUCUAGCUUGUCCAAGGAUUGGAAGUGAAGCAGAUGGACUACAAUGGGAAAUCAUCCGAAACAAGAAAAAUGAAUUUGUUCCAGGAAACUCAUCAUGGCAUUCGCUGGAAUUUUUAAGAAAAAUCCGUCAUUCUCGAAAAUGGUAA
Molecule: messenger RNA, 444 nt
Organism: Macrosiphum euphorbiae (potato aphid)
Lineage: Eukaryota; Metazoa; Arthropoda; Insecta; Hemiptera; Aphididae
Source: the annotation of a GenBank genome assembly